Messenger RNA from Nematocida ausubeli, 2616 nucleotides. RefSeq lists its product as uncharacterized. The record is from RefSeq and is a predicted model, not a curated record. The transcript has a single exon. Bases 1 to 2616 code for a protein of 871 amino acids. NCBI's taxonomy places the organism in Eukaryota, Fungi, Microsporidia.
AUGAGGCUAGAUAAGAUUUUUACAUGGUUUAUUUCUAUAAUAAUGAGCACCACUGCUCUUAUACAGCAGCAGCCCAUGACUACCAAGCCAGGAGCGCUGUUAAAUUCCAAAGAGGAUUGGUCUGCUUCUACUUCUAACAGAACAGUGCUGUGCCCAACUAAUACAAUGGAUGUAAUAUUGGGAGAUUCCAAUGUUGAUUAUAUUUUGGAUCUAAAUUUGAUGCAGAUAGAUGACAUGUAUGAAUAUACAAAGGAAUGCAACUACAAGCCCUUUAUAAACAUGAACAUGGCGCCAAUAGUCAUGUCAGACCCAUUUAAAUACUUUGUAAUUAGACAAGGAAGUAUAUAUAAAGAACUUUUUGACAUUGACAUUGAAACUAGAAGAAGCAUGCCAAAGACAUCUCUGUGGGAUUAUUUUAAACAAAAAAAAUAUUCCUGCACUAGAAUUGGGCUGAAAAUAGAAACCAUUCAGAAAGAAAUAAACAGAUUGGAAUUGCCAAAAAGAAAAGAUCUUUAUAAAAUAAGAGACACCAUGCUCACACUCAACACAAUACUAAAGGGAAUGCUAAUGCAGGAGCACAAACAGAUUGAAGAUGCGAUAUAUUCAUUUCAGGUGUACAUUAAAGAGAACCACCUAGAGCUAAAAAGUGCAUACACCAGAAUUAAAAAUGAAUAUGAUAAUUACAAAUUUGAUCAAGAAAAACAGUCCAACGCGCAGAUUGACAUUAAAAACAUAAACUUUCUAAAGAAUAGCAUAAAUACAGAAAGAAAAAAAAAUUUAAAGCUGGAAUACCUCAUAAACAGCGUCUACAUUCAAUUAUACCAAAUAAAUGACUUUAUUGCCAAUUCAGGGUGGGUAGAAAAAAGUAUGAAAACACCCAAAGUAGUGGAGUACACAAAUAUGCUGAAUAAUAUCUUGGGUAUUUACAGCUCCCCAAACAACUACUAUUACGUGGUAAAGAAGACAGACAAUCUAGAUAAGCUCUUGGAUGUUGUUAACUAUCUAUACGUUACAUAUAAAGAUAUUAUAGUACAAAUUGAUGCGGAAUUGGAGACCCGUAUACUUGCAGGAUAUGAACAUCUAAACACAAAUGACGUUUCUUUUAGCAGUAGCACAAAGCAAAAGUGGCAGCAUUAUAUUGGCUUUUCCAAGGAAAUAUUAAAAAAGCUCAUACUAAAGUAUAAUAAUGCAAUAAAUGGCAUCCGGACAUUAUUGAAAGUCACCAGAGGAAAGUACCAGACAGAAAAAAAAACAAUAGCAGAAAUGCUGAGUCAUCAAUUUCCAUUGAAUCAGGAUGUUAAUAAAGUAAAGCCUACUCUAGAUCUACAUAAGACUAUGAACGAAAGACCAAUUAUAAAAUAUAACAAACCAGCCAAUAUGGAAGUGAGGUCAAGAACAGCAGAUAAUAUAAAAAGAAGCAUAGAGAAAAAAAUACUGUAUGGGCAUAUGGACUGGGAAUACGAUAAUCUGCUGAAAUCAGAUUUUUUGCUAUUUAAAAGGUAUACCAUACACAACACAAAAAACUAUACUCUAUGCUAUAGGCAUCUAAUAGAUAUGGUGAAUAAAUAUAAUAUAGCAAGUGACGAAGUGGUUAAUAAAAACAACCCUGCAUCCCAUAUGUAUAACUUAGUUCCUCCGAACACCCCAACACUGGAAGAGGAUAUAGAAUACAAGAAAAAAAAGACCAAUAUAACAUUGAACAUGGCGAUGGAUAUGAUAUCAACGCUUCGGGAAAUAAAAAGCCACCCCGCAACCAAGAAUAGAGACGGAAUUGAGUCAGACACAGACAUACAAAUUCUCAAUAGGCUAGCAACUGUUAUGUCUGCAGUUUACAUAUUCGACACACCCAACCCCAAGUCUAGUGUUAACUGGAAUCUUUUUCUAGACUCUAAUCUUUUUGAGCCAACUAUACACAAUAAUAACAAUAUGUUUCAACAGACAGUGAUUUCUAAUGCACAAGAGCUGGUUAAUCUUCUGCAGAAUAUAACAGGAAUUUCUUCUAAGGAACUGAACGACUCAUUAUCUAUUUCUGUGAGAACAAGCAAGGAAACAGAGGCCGCACUAAGCGCUACGAUGAACAGCACAAACACCAAUUAUGAUAUUAUAUAUAAUAAUUACUUUGAAGCAAUAAUUAAGCUUUUUUUGACCAUGCAGACCAAUAUUCAGAAAAAGCUUAUUUAUUUGGGAAUGCUGCACACAGACUACCCAAUAAGUGAUCCGCACAUCAGCUCACACUUUUUCCCUGGACUGUAUGAGAAAACAAUUUCACAAAACAUAAAGUCCAUGAUAGACCAAUAUGUCCUGAUGAAUGCAAAAUACAAGGUCAUCAGCACUAUGUCAUCUCUUUGUGCUGCAGAUGAUGUGAUUGAUAUUGAUGAUGAAAGCGAUUAUAACUAUGAGGAUGAUUCGCGUCCCGAAGAAAACGAUAACGAUUAUAACUCUAAAGCGCAAGAAAACGAUCGUCCAGAAGAGAACGGAAUAAAUAGACUAGAGCUUGACUUAACUGCGCUUACAAUAGUAAAGGAUACUAUGGACACAUACUUUGAAGUAAAGAAUGGCGCAGCAGAGACAGACGAUGGUGCCCCCCACCAAUCUGCAAAUCCAGAUGUAGGAUAA